Molecule: messenger RNA, 6025 nt
Organism: Diaporthe batatas
Lineage: Eukaryota; Fungi; Ascomycota; Sordariomycetes; Diaporthales; Diaporthaceae
Exons: 3
Coding region: 134-6025 (1963 amino acids)
Molecular function (GO): ATP hydrolysis activity; nucleic acid binding; ATP binding
Source: RefSeq, a predicted model, not a curated record
CUGGAGGCUCACUGCCGCAGACAGAGGCGCCAACAGCCAUAUUUAUUAGGCUUGGCUUCCCGGCCUGAGAAAGACUGUGCAAACACUUUCAUUCAAAUUCUUCAGAACAACAUAGCUCUUUCUGCAGACCAACAUGGCUCCCUCCGCCGCAACCGACGCAGAGUCGCAAUGGCUCGCCCAAGUGGCUGCGAUGAAGGCUGCGAUAGCCGAACUCAAGCUGCCUAGCCACUCAGUCAACGGUGACACAUCCGCCAGCACCGCUGGUGAAGACGAUGAUGACUUCGACCUGAGCUCUGCCAGCGGCGAGACCCAUGACGUGUGGGAUUUCAUCUCCGACUCCGAGUUGGACGAGCUUGGCCUUGACAGCGGUGACUUGAUGGACGGGACAGAUGGGGUUGACCCGGAGCCUCCCUAUGGUCCCCGAUGGUUUCUAGAGAGGUGUACAGCUGUCUCGACACACAGAGACGGACUGCCAGCCGAAUCCCUUCAGUUGCAGAUUUUGGAAGCUCUCAAGUCCAACCAGAGGGAAGAGGAGCUGCAGUCCCUCCUGACGGACCUGGUCGGCUUUGAUGACCUGGAGUUCGUCAUUGAUCUCAUUUCCCACAGGGACGAGAUCAUCGUUGCCAUGGACCAGGCCGAGCAACAUCAUGCCGAGGACCAGCCCAUGGGGCGUCUUCUGACCAAGGCCGAGAGAGAGUCAAGACUCCGGAAGCAGGACUUGCUUCACAAAACUGCGGCACUCGGCCCUGCCACGGCAAAAGAACCGCAAUACCCCCACGUGUACAAGACCUUUUCUGCCGGCAACUCCCUGAAUCACGCUGGCAAGAGGUACGCACUGCCAGUUGGCAGUGAACGGCUUCAGUUCGACAAGUAUGAAGAGUACGCCAUCCCUGCAGGCAAGCCUGGGACCUUGUGGCCAGGGCAGAAGCUUGUCACGAUAAAAGAGCUGGAUGGGCUCUGUCGAAAUACCUUCCGGGGCUACAAGACACUCAAUCGAAUGCAGAGUCUUGUCUAUCCUGUGGCCUACAAGUCAAGCGAGAAUAUGCUCAUCUGCGCCCCGACCGGUGCUGGUAAAACAGACGCUGCGAUGCUGACCAUCCUGCAAACCAUCAGGCAAUAUUUGACCCCUGACCCCUUCGAAGAUCAUGCUGCAACAGACUUUGCCGUCGACGCAGACGACUUCAAGAUUGUCUAUGUGGCUCCCAUGAAAGCCCUAGCCGCUGAAAUUACCGAAAAGUUCAACAAGCGUUUGUCAUGGCUCGGCAUCCGCUGCCGCGAGUACACUGGUGACAUGCACUUGACCAAAGCCGAGGUCGUGGCCACCCAAAUCAUUGUCACCACACCAGAGAAGUGGGAUGUGGUCACGAGAAAGGGCACCGGAGAUACGGAGCUUGUGCAAAAGGUCAGACUCCUGAUCAUCGACGAAGUACACAUGCUGCACGAUGAGCGCGGCGCUGUCCUGGAAUCCCUCGUUGCUCGUACCGAGAGACAAGUCGAGAGCACACAAUCUCUCAUCCGGAUCGUCGGUCUUAGUGCGACGCUCCCUAACUACAUCGAUGUAUCCGACUUCCUCAAGGUCAACCGAUACGCCGGGUUGUUCUAUUUCGACGCCUCUUUCCGUCCAGUACCUCUAGAGCAGCACUUCAUCGGUGUCAAGGGGAAGGCCGGUUCCAGACAAUCCAGAGAGAACAUUGAUACUGUGGCAUUCGAGAAAGUGAGAGAAAUGCUGGAACGGGGCCAUCAGGUGAUGGUAUUCGUCCACUCCCGGAAGGACACCGUUGCAACAGCAAAGAUGCUUUACGAGAAGGCAGUUGAUGAUGUCUGCGUUGAUCUAUUCGACCCAUCUGACCAUCCUAAGUACGAUGCUGCGGUCAGGGAUAUGAAGUCUUGCAGGGCAAAGGAGCUACGAGAUCUGCUACCCAAGGGCCUAGGUGUACACCACGCAGGCAUGGCAAGAUCAGAUCGAAACAUGAUGGAGAGACUCUUCUCCGAAGGCGUCCUCAAGGUGCUUUGCUGUACAGCUACUCUCGCUUGGGGUGUCAAUUUGCCGGCUGCUGCUGUGGUUAUCAAAGGCACUCAGGUGUACAGCGCUCAGGAGGGAAAAUUCGUCGAUCUGGGAAUUCUCGACGUGCUCCAGAUCUUUGGACGUGCUGGUCGUCCACAAUUCGAGGACACCGGUAUUGGUAUGAUCUGUACAACCCAGGACAAGCUGGCUCAUUACCUCACCGCUGUCACGGAUCAACUCCCCAUCGAGUCGAAGUUUUCAGCGAAGCUCGUGGACAACCUGAACGCAGAAGUUGCUCUGGGGACAGUGACGUCUAUUCCAGAGGCAGUGCAGUGGAUAGGGUACUCUUAUCUCUUUGUCCGCAUGAGGCGAAACCCGAUGGCAUACGGCAUUGACUGGAAUGAAUUCCAGGAUGAUCCUUCGCUUGUUCAACGCCGCCGUCAGCUGGCUAUACAAGCUGCAAAAACUCUUCAGCAAUGCCAGAUGAUCAUAUACAACGAGACGACUGAAGAGCUUCGCAGCAAGGAUAUUGGUCGUAUUGCCAGCCAAUACUAUAUUCUGCACACCAGCAUCCAGAUAUUCAACACGAUGAUGCAGCCAUUCGCCACGGAAGCGGACAUCCUGAAGAUGAUCGCCAUGAGUGGCGAGUUUGACAACAUCCAAUCGAGAGAUAAUGAAAGCAAGGAGCUGUCGCGCAUGAGGGAAAACGAGCAUAUCGUGCCCUGCGACGUGGACGGCGGCAUCGACCAGGCCCAAACCAAGACCAAUAUCCUGCUGCAAGCUUUUAUUUCAAAGGCCCAACCAGAAGACUUCGCUCUGACCAAUGAUCUCAACUAUGUCGCCCAGCAAGCCGGUCGAAUCUGUCGUGCGCUGUUUAUGAUCGCACUCAACAGGAGAUGGGGUCAUGAGUGUCUGGUUCUGUUGACGUUGGCAAAGUCUAUCGAAAAACGGGUUUGGCCCUUCCAGCAUCCUCUUCACCAGUUCGAGCUCUCCAAACCGAUCCUCAACCAGUUAGACGCCAAGGAGUCUCUCACCAUCGAAGCUAUGCGCGACAUGGAGCCUGCCGAGAUAGGCGGCCUUGUGCAUAACCAUGGAGCUGGUACCAAGAUCGCAAAGAUCCUGAACAACUUCCCGACUGUCAGCGUAGAAGCAGAAAUAGCGCCUCUGAACCGCGACGUACUGAGGGUCAAGCUCUAUAUCUACCCUGAUUUCAAGUGGAACGACCAUGUGCAUGGGACUUCAGAGUCGUACUAUGUCUGGGUCGAGAAUUCGGAAACCUCAGAGAUAUACCAUCAUGAGUUCUUCAUCCUGAAUCGUAGGAAGAUUCACGAGGACCAUGAGAUGAACUUCACGAUUCCUCUCUCUGACCCACUGCCCAACCAAAUUUACCAUCUUAUCAGACCAGACACAGAGAGCGUGUACACCGACCUGCUCAACCUCCAGCCCCUCCCGAUCUCUGCCCUCAAGAACCCUGGGCUUGAGGCAAUAUACUCGGAGCGCUUCCAGUACUUCAAUCCCAUGCAGACUCAGAUCUUCCACACCCUGUACAAUACCCCUGCGAAUGUCCUCCUGGGCUCACCAACAGGCAGUGGCAAGACCGUGGCGGCAGAGUUGGCCAUGUGGUGGGCGUUCCGUGAAAAGCCAGGCUCCAAGGUUGUGUAUAUUGCCCCCAUGAAAGCCUUGGUCAGAGAGCGUGUCAAGGACUGGGGGGCUCGGCUUGCGGGGCCCCUUGGGCUGAAGCUUGUCGAGCUGACUGGUGACAACACACCGGAUACGAGGACCAUCAAAGAUGCCGACGUCAUCAUCACCACGCCUGAGAAGUGGGACGGUAUAUCUCGUAGUUGGCAGACGAGAGGCUAUGUCCGCCAAGUCAGUCUCGUCAUCAUCGACGAGAUCCAUCUCCUGGCUGGUGAUCGUGGUCCUAUUCUUGAGAUCAUUGUUUCUCGCAUGAACUACAUCGCAUCGUCGACCAAGGGCUCGGUCAGGCUGCUGGGAAUGUCGACUGCUUGUGCCAACGCCACCGACCUAGGGAACUGGCUAGGCGUAAAGGAGGGUCUCUUCAACUUCAGGCACUCCGUCCGCCCUGUUCCUCUGGAGCUCUACAUUGACGGGUUUCCCGAGGUCAGAGGAUUUUGCCCACUCAUGCAGUCUAUGAACAGACCAACAUUCUUGGCUAUCAAGAGUCAUAGCCCCGACAAGCCGGUCAUUGUGUUCGUGCCUUCGCGAAGGCAGACACGACUCACCGCCAAGGACCUGAUCAAUCUCUGCGGUAUGGAAGACAACCCAAGGCGAUUCUUGAAGAUGGAAGAGGAAGACCUUCAGCUCAACCUUGCUAGGGUCAAGGACGACGCACUGAAGGAGGCCAUCAGCUUUGGCAUUGGGCUGCAUCACGCUGGUCUCGUCGAGUCGGAUCGUCAGCUUGCCGAGGAGUUGUUCUUGAACAACAAAAUUCAGAUUCUCAUCGCGACCAGCACUCUUGCGUGGGGCGUGAACCUUCCUGCUCACCUGGUCGUUGUCAAGGGCACUCAAUUCUACGAUGCCAAGAUUGAGGGCUACAGAGACAUGGAUCUCACCGACGUGCUACAAAUGCUCGGCCGAGCCGGGCGACCCCAGUUUGACAACUCGGGUGUUGCUCGAAUUUUCACUAAGGAGGCUUCCAAAGAUUUCUACAAGCACUUCCUGCACACUGGCUUCCCUGUCGAGUCUUCACUGCAUACCGUUCUCGAUAACCAUCUCUGCGCCGAAGUUUCUGCGGAAACAGUCAUCAGCAAGCAAGAUGCGCUUGACUAUCUUACGUGGACAUUCUUCUUCCGGCGUCUACACAAGAAUCCAUCUUACUAUGGGCUUGAGAUCGCGGCAGACGAGCACAAUAGUAUAGCCGCCCAGCAGCUUGCCAACGACUUCAUGAUCGAGAUGGUCGACAAGUCACUCAACGAACUUGCACAGUCCAAGUGCGUGGAGGUUUAUCCCAAUGGAGAUGUUGACCCGACACCAAUGGGCAAGAUCAUGAGCUAUUACUACCUCUCACACAAGACCAUCCGCUACCUGGUCAAGCACGCCAAACCGCAGGCCUCCUUCCUCGACGUCCUGACCUGGAUGUGUAACGCCACAGAGUACGACGAGCUACCCGUCCGACACAACGAGGACCUCAUCAACGCCGAACUGUCCCGCAACCUGACGUUCCCGGGAACCUCCUUUGGGCUGCCCAUGUGGGACCCGCACGUCAAGUCAUUCCUCCUGCUCCAGGCCCACAUGUCCCGCAUCAGCCUACCUAUCACGGACUAUGUGGGCGACCAGACCAGUGUCCUGGACCAGGCCAUCCGUAUCAUCCAGGCGUCCAUCGACGUGCUAACGGAGUCGGGGUACCUCUCUAGCGUGCUGCAGAUGAUCAACGUCCUGCAGUCCGUCAAGUCGGCGCGCUGGCCCACGGAGCCACCGCUGUCGAUCCUGCCGAGCGUGGACGCCGAGAAGACCAAAAAUACCACCACGCUGCAGCAGCUCAGCGCCAUGGGCGAGAAGGAGGUGAACAAGCUGGCCCGGGACCUGCACGUGCCGCCAGGCUCCCAGAAGCGCUUCCUCAGGGCGGCCUCGAUCCUGCCCAAUGUCAAAGUCACGGUCGAGGACGUCACUGCGCAGUCGGUGAGCGUGGUCCUGAGGCGGCUGAACGCCCUGGUCGAGCGCGACGCCCGCAUCUACGCGCCUCGGUUCCCCAAGCCGCAGAACGAGGGCUGGUUCGUGGUUGUCGGCGACGUGGCCAAGGACGAGAUCUACGCCAUAAAGCGCGUCGGGUGGUCGCAGGCCGGCGGGGGCAAGCAAGCCGGGGUCGGGUCCAGGCCGUCUGCGAGGACGAGCAUCAAGGUCCCCGAGGCGCUGCAGGCUGGAGGGGCGAGCAAGCUGGAUGUCUUGGUGGUCAGCGAUGGGUAUGUUGGGAUGCGUUAUGAGGUGCUUGGGGUGGAGAUCCCUGCGAAGCCUGCGGUUGAUGAUGAUGUCAGUCGGUCCAAGGAGCUGGCUUCGUCAUAG